Molecule: messenger RNA, 1969 nt
Organism: Daucus carota subsp. sativus
Lineage: Eukaryota; Viridiplantae; Streptophyta; Magnoliopsida; Apiales; Apiaceae
Product: ultraviolet-B receptor UVR8
Exons: 5
Coding region: 80-1774 (564 amino acids)
Source: RefSeq, a predicted model, not a curated record
UAAACUUGCACUAUUUUGACAUUUAUUUAAUUGUAAAGUGGAAAAUAGUCCCCCAGGAUAACGUCUUGAACUAAUAAUAAUGGACGUCGGAAAACAUCAAGAUUCCGGCACCUUGUCGGAGAAGAUAAUCCAAAUAGCUGCCGGAGAAUCUCACACUCUCGCGCUUACAGGUGAUGGGAGUGUGUAUUCGUGGGGGAGAGGGAUGUUUGGCAGGCUUGGCACGGGUAGUGAGGAAGAUAAGCUAACCCCAACUCGAGUAAAUUUUGAUUUGGACAAGGUCAAGAUUGUUGGAAUUGCUGCCGGUUCUUAUCAUAGUUUAGCACUUGCAGAUAAUGGAUCAGUUUGGAGUUGGGGUUACAACAGCUAUGGCCAACUAGGCUAUGAAGGAGAAAAUUCUUCUCUCCCACAUUUGGUUGAGGGGUUCCAUGAUUUGGAGUCCCCUGAUUCCAUAACAGAUAGGUCGAAAACAAAGACUACACCAUCAUUGAAGAUUUCUUCCGUCAAAGCUGGAGGAAUGAUGUCACUUGCUAUUGACAAUCUCGGGGCUCUGUGGAUGUGGGGCAAUUGCCCCCAGAACAUAUUAGGUAGUGAGGCAGAAGCCUUGCCUUCCAGCAGUUCCACCCCUCUACGUGUCCGAGAAUUUCGUGGCCAUACUGUUGUUAAGGUUGCAUGUGGAAAUGAGCACAUUGUUGCCCUAGUCGGUGCCUGCGAAACACCCAAUGAUGGCGAUCUUAUAUGUUAUUCUUGGGGCAUCAAUCGUCAAGGUCAGCUGGGUUUGGGAGAUAAAGAGACUAGGUUAAGUCCAGAAGUAAUUGGAAGCUUUAAUAAUAUUGAAUCUUCCUGGGCAGUUUAUGAUGUAGCAUGUGGGGGGUCUCACACUGCUGUGCUUGCUUGUAAUAAGGGCUCACCUGACAGAUCAGAAAGUGUGUGCUUUACGUUUGGCCUAGGGGAUAAUGGGCAACUGGGUCAAGGAACCACCCAAGGUGUUUUAUAUCCUAAACCUGUAAAAGUUUUGCCAAAAAAUGUUUUCCUGAUUUCUGUUGAUUGUGGCUUAUUCCACACCAGUGUGGUUUCAUCUGCCGGGGAUGUCUGGUCAUGGGGAAUGGAGAAAGGCUAUGGCUUAUGCCCUGAUUUCAGUUUUACCAGCACUGAUGCAGGAGAUGCUCUUUAUCCGCGGUUAAUUUCAUGUACUGAGCCGUAUGGGCCAAGAUUUCCAGAACCUGUCCAGAUUGUCUGCGGAGCUGCUCAUACUAUUCUUGCUGCUGCUGGUGGAUAUAAACUUUGGUCAUGGGGAAGAGGACAGAGUGGCCUUCUUGGAAAUGGCAAAACAAUGAAUUGUAUGGAUCCAAGUACUGUAUUGUGGCCACCACUGACCAAUCAUGACAAGGAAGAGAUACCAGACAACAGCAGUGGAGAUAAACAGAGUAUACUAAAAGAGCAAGAUGACACCGAGGAUAAACAAAGACUGUCUGCAGCAUUGGGGGAGAUGAAGCUCCUCCAAACGAAACUCUCUACAAUGGAAAGGUAUACAAGCAUACUGCACGGUUCAGUUUUUGGUAAACCAUUUCGGGAACAAGAUAUUCCCAUUACAUUGCAGAACACGGGUACCUUUGACCUUGCAAGAGAAUGGGAGAACAUGCUGGAGUCUUCAGAUCAUGCAAAGCUAGCUCGCUUGGAGGUUUUCUACAGAAGCAUGCUUUCAGACAUCAAAGACAAGCUGAUGAAGAAAAGAAUAAAGGAGAUAAUUAAGGAGUGUCUAGAUGAAAGAAGAUAAUUUUGAAUGAUGGCCAGCUGAGGUGCUCUAUACUAGUAAGCAAGCUAAAUAAAAAUUUGUGUGAUAAGUUCAUAGCAAUAUAUUGGCAAUCUUUACCCUUCUGGAUGAGUGCUUACGCGUUAUCAAAAAUUAUCAUCAUAUCACGCCUUUGUGCCCGACUCGUUGACAUGAAGAAAAGAAAUGUUGUUAUAUGUU